AUGCAGUUUAUGAUGAAGCUAACUGAUCACAUUGCCACAAUUAGAGGAAAUGUUUUAAUGGUUCCAACUCUACCUAAGGUUUCUGAAGCAUACAUGCUCUUUGCUCAAGAAGAAAGGCAUCAAGAGGUGUCUAAAACUGUCUAUCCUACAGAAUCUCUUGCAUUUGUAGCUGAGAAGAGGAGAUUUGGAGGUGAUAAUUGGAACAACAAAAGUUUCAAGUCUCAAGCCACUGGUUCUCAACAGUUUCAGAAAUCUGGAAGUUCUAAUAGAAGUAACUCUCAAUAUUUCUAUACACACUGUCAAAUUCCUGGUCACAGUCUUGAAAUAUGUUUCAAGAUUAAUGGAUAUCCACCAGGUUUUAAGCAUUUCAAGAGCAACAAGACAACUGCAAUGUCAACUGCUGGAGAUGUUGAUGCUGACACAUCCAAUAAUCCAAGAACUGAAGCCAACACUACUAUUUCAGUGGAGCAGUAUAAUCAGUUGAUGAGUCUUUUGAGAAAACAACAGCAAAAUUAUGGACCUAAUCAACCAAACUUAGCCUUAAUGGCAGGUAAUAUCUGCUUAAUAUCUCACUCUAACUCUAAGUGGUUGCUUGAUAGUGGUGCUUCAUAUCACUUUUGCCAUGAUUUGAGUCAAUUUUCUGGAUAUAAAAGAGUUGAGAAUCAAUCUACAUAUAUUACUAUACCUGAUGGCAGUAAGAUACAUGUGAAACAUAAAGGGAAGUUGAUUCCUCUUGGUGAUGUGAGUUCUGGUCUGUACAAUGUUGGAGAACAAAACAUAGCAACUACAUCUACUAUGCAGCCACAUGUGUGCAACACAACCUGUUCUACUGCUGUCAAUAAUUCCAAACUUUGGCACUUGAGAUUAGGUCAUUUGAGUGUAGUGAAGUCUAACUCGUUGGGGGAGAUGGGGAAGUCAUCUCAAGUUUUUAGGCUCGUCGAUUUGGAGAAGAAUUGGCAGGAAACUGAUUACUUGGGUAAUCAAAUUUUGUUCAUCAGCAAAGCUUGUUCUGUUGUAGUCAAUGUGGUAGCUUUGGUGGCAAACACAGAUAAAUAUCUCAUUUUUGCAGAUUGCAGGGAAAAGGAAAAACAGUUAAAACUUCAAAGUUACUUGGCAAAAUUAUCAUUUUACAGCUUCUACUGCUAA
Molecule: messenger RNA, 1146 nt
Organism: Spinacia oleracea (spinach)
Lineage: Eukaryota; Viridiplantae; Streptophyta; Magnoliopsida; Caryophyllales; Amaranthaceae
Exons: 4
Coding region: 1-1146 (381 amino acids)
Source: RefSeq, a predicted model, not a curated record